AUGGGGGUCAGGGCUACAGGUCGGCAGUCGUUCAAUGUUGAGAUGGUGGAGGAUUUGGUUUUGGUCUUCAUGGACAUACAAGCUGACUGCACUAACUUUGCUGGUGCAGUUUUUCCUCACAUUGUUCCAAACAGACUUCAGUUCUUUGAAUAUGAGACUGUCUCUGUACAUUGCGAGGUAGAUAACAACAUCACUGAAUGGAGAGUGAAGUGGAAAUCCCAUAAAAUAAAGAACGCUUCCUACACAUCAGCAUCACCCUGCACCAUUUAUCCCACCUUUGAAAGUCACAGUGGAGAAUACUGGUGUGAAACUGAAGAUGGAAUAAAAAGUGAGGCCCUGAACAUCACUAUUACUGCUGGUUCUGUAAUCUUGGAAACCCCGACCCACCCUGUGAAGGAGGGAAAUGAGGUGAACCUUAAUUGUAAAAACAAGGAAACUCAGUCAGAACACAUAACUAACUUCUACAAAGAUGGUGUCUCUCUCGGGACCUGGAAUCAAAGCAGCAUGAACAUCAAAAAUGUCUCCAAGUCUGAUGAAGGACUCUACAAGUGCAGCAUUGAUGGAGCUAGAGAAUCACCAGAGAGCUGGUUAGCUGUUUUAAAACAACAUCAUCAAGCACCUUACAAUGAGACUGAUCUUUCACAUGAAGUCCCUAAAAUAUCACAUGAUGAAUUCCCUAAAACACACCUUCUGCUUUGGACUGUUAUCUGUGUUUUACUGGUGGAUCUGUUGUUGUUGUUGGUGGGCCUGCUUCUUCAAAACAAAUGUAAAGUAUCAGCCUGUUUUUCAUCAGUACAAGGUUCACACUCAUGUGAAGACAACACAGAACUGAAAGUGUCCAGACAACGCAUCGAGACUGUGAUAUAUUCUUCAGUGAAUUGA
Messenger RNA from Oreochromis niloticus (Nile tilapia), 882 nucleotides. RefSeq names its product high affinity immunoglobulin gamma Fc receptor I-like. NCBI's taxonomy places the organism in Eukaryota, Metazoa, Chordata, Actinopteri, Cichliformes, Cichlidae. The record is from RefSeq and is a predicted model, not a curated record. The transcript is spliced from 7 exons. Gene Ontology annotation, biological process: immune response; cell surface receptor signaling pathway. Gene Ontology annotation, cellular component: external side of plasma membrane. Gene Ontology annotation, molecular function: transmembrane signaling receptor activity. The coding region runs from base 1 to 882 and encodes 293 amino acids.